AUGAUAUCCCUAUUUGAGUUGAAAAACAAAGGAGUUUUUAAGAUCUUCAUUCGCAUACCCUUCUACAUAAAAAAUAUCUUUUUACUAGUGUCACUGAUCAUGAUCUAAGCUGUAAUAUACAUUGUAUAUUUUAGGAAAGAUGGACUUUCUGUAUAGAACAUCACAAAGGUACUCAAGGGAUUGAACUCAGAGACUUUCAACUAUCUGGAGGCACACUCAGAUAGUCUCAGACUUACCAAGCUACUUAAUAACUAUUAACUGCAAAUCACAAGUAAUCACUUUAUGGAUGAAUGCCUAAGAAUAAACAAGCCAUGUAAGUUUGAGGGCUUGGCUUUGGAAUGGGGAGCUUCCAAGAAUUGGCAAUUCGGUGAAGAAGGCUACGACUACCUGAUUGAUAAGUUUGGAGACUAAUAGGUGAAUGUUUACGAGUCUAAAGCAGAUGAAUAGGAUGUGAGACUAAGUUAGACUUAUUUCGAUAGUUUUAAGAGUGGCAAAGAAAAGCUCAUGACUUACAAAGAGUUUGUGCAAAAGAUGAGCACUUCUUAAAAUGAUUUAAAUCUUAGAGAAGGGGAUUUCAAGACUUAUGAUAAGUUGAAGGAUGACGUCGAAAACCCAUCAUUUAUGAAGGAUAUUAACAAUUUCUACAAGGUAGAGUUAAUCCAGGGCACUUAGUAUGUUCAGCAGCCAAAGUAUGAUAAAGAUGAGCAGAUUCUUUGCUAAGUUGAUGGAGUCCUUUAAAUUAAGCUGAUUCCACACGUGUACAGAUAAGAGUUAUAUACUGGUAAAGAUAGAGUGAUUAUGGAUACAGAGGCAGAAAAGAAAGUUGUGAUUAGAGUCGAUAAACUAAACGAGCAGUGCUCUCCGGUCAACUUCUUUGAACCAGACGAUGAGAGUUAUCCCUUAUUCUAAGAUAUCGAUAAAAAGUACACAGUAUUAUUGCAUGAAGGCGACUGUCUAUACAUUCCAGCUUUUUACUAUUACUAAUUCAUUGCAAAAACUUAGCAGCAACCAGAAGCCAAAGGACUAAAGCCCAGCUCUAUUUCAGUGUCUCUUAAAUAUCAUGGAAAUAGCGUGCUCUUAGAUACUUUUAUGAGAGCCAUAGAGCAGAAGAUCUUAACAUGA
Molecule: messenger RNA, 1122 nt
Organism: Stylonychia lemnae
Lineage: Eukaryota; Ciliophora; Spirotrichea; Sporadotrichida; Oxytrichidae
Source: the annotation of a GenBank genome assembly